GGCCGCCUGCGCCCCGGGGAGGCCCCCUGCGCGCGUUGGGACCAGCAGCAUGAGCAGCGGCUACAGCAGCCUCGAGGAGGACGCGGAGGACUUUUUCUUCACCGCCAGGACCUCCUUCUUCAGGAGAGCGCCUCCGGGCAAGUUCCGUUCGGGUCAGCCGGAUGUGGAGAAAGAGAAGGAAACUCACAAUUACCUCAGCAAAGAGGAAAUCAAAGAGAAAGUCCAUAAGUACAAUUUAGCCGUCACAGACAAGUUGAAGAUGACCUUGAACUCAAAUGGGAUUUACACUGGCUUCAUUAAGGUGCAGAUGGAACUCUGCAAACCGACCCAGACCCCAGCCAACCCCGGGAGACUCCCACCCAGUAGCAGAGGGUGUGUGAACACACUUCACAUCAGCAGUACAAACACCGUGGGAGAAGUGAUCGAGGCCUUGCUCAAGAAGUUUCUGGUGACGGAGAGCCCCAGCAAGUUUGCACUUUAUAAACGAUGUCACAGGGAAGACCAAGUGUAUGCCUGCAAGCUCUCCGACCGGGAGCACCCGCUCUACCUGCGCUUGGUGGCAGGGCCCAGAACUGACACGCUGAGCUUUGUUCUUCGAGAGCACGAAAUUGGAGAGUGGGAAGCCUUCAGUCUCCCAGAGCUGCAGAACUUCUUGCGCAUCCUGGACAAGGAGGAAGACGAGCAGCUGCAGAGCCUGAAGCGGCGCUACACAGCCUACAGGCAGAAGCUGGAGGAAGCCCUGGGCGAGGUGUGGAAGCCCGGCUAAGGCGAGGGCUUCCUGUCAGGAAGGCACAGCUCGGACCCGUGAAAGAGCGGCACCGCCCCUGCUCAGAGAGCUGUUCCCGUGCCCGCCACGCUAGGGCCUUCCUCUUUCCUCUCUAGACACAGUUCUCAAAGCCUGCGCACGCAGCAUCCUGCGCCUCACCGAUUGGCACAAGGGACUCCGCAAGCUUGUUCUGUUGGCAUGGCGACGUUACCUCUUGCAAGCUGUGAGCCUGUGGUCCUCGGGCCUGUGGAGUGCUCGGAAGCAUGAACACCGGGUCAAUUCCCUGUUUUCUUCUCGUUACUUUGAUUAUGUGAUCUUUGUUAGGCUUCAGGGUGUGCAGAUACUAACAAGCGGUCUUUGCAAACUUGUCCUGCGGCGAAACAACCUGCUUGGUUGUCUUCAUUCAGAACAGUCUGCUCCAUGAUCUGAAAGACACAGGAAUGUAGGAACUCUGGGGGGUUGGGAAAAGAUUGUGUAAGAGUUUUGAUGAAGAAAGUAAAGAGCAUGUUGGGAAGGUAGAGGGAGUGGAGGGAGCCCUCGCUUGGGAGGGUAGCGUGGCUUCUGAGUUAGCCAUAGAGGAGGAAGGUGUAUUUGUUCAUAAAGGAGUCAAAAGCAUUUAAAAGCAUUCAGGGUUGAUGUUUUAAGAUUGCUUGAUUUAGUGGUAAAGUGUGGGGUCAGAGCCAAAGAGCUAGGAGCUAAGCCCAAAGGAGGGGUCCCUGAACUGCAGCUGGCCUGUGGUGGAUUUACCCUUGACUGAGGUGAUCCCGAGGAACCCCCCCUGUGGCUGGCCCUGUGGGGAUCCAGAGGUAGGUCUCCUGCUCCUGCGGCUGGACCUGGCAUCUGUGCACCAGUUCCCCGGCUCUGCUGGUGUAGAGCAAUGGUCUCUGGGUAUAGCUUCUCUGUAGGUGUAGGUGGGGCCUGACCAUGACUGAUCUCUGUUAAAUGUAGUUGCCCUCCCCCACCCUGAGUUUUUUCUCAGUUAAAAAGGAGUUUAGGUAAGGGCAGCUGUUUACCCUCAGCUGUUAGCUAGAAGAUGUAUCAAGUCCAGGGCUCACAGCAAACUUUGACAAUCACUCUCUUCCCCUUUAUUCCACCUCCCCUUUCCUCUUCCCCUCCCCCUUCCCCUCCCCCUUUGGUGCCCCUUCAUCCCUCUCCAGAGUUCUUAAAAGUAGAGGACAGGGACGCUGAUUAAAGGCCAAUCCUACCACAUCCUUGCCUCUCAGAGACUUGACUGAGGCCCCAAGGAAGGCAAGUCCACACCCCGCUGACCACACAGCAGCCGCUCAUUCUGGAACUAUUUUAACAGACUUGUGCGUGUUCCUUCCAACCAAAGAAAUGCAUGUGCAAUAGAAGCCUUCCUGAGGACGGGCACUGUCUCCUCGGUUUCUGCAGCAGCUUGCAAAUCGGAGAGCAGAGGGAGCGGUGUGCUGGGCUUCCAGAGGGGCCUUGCGUCACUCUGCUUUGAGUCUAGGUAGAUUUUGUUGUUGUUUAUAAAUUCCCAAGGAAUUGUUAAUGGGUGAGACUUAAUGGAUUCUUUUGGAAAUUCCAAGGUGCUCCAGCUCUUUGCCUUUCUAUGAACCGUGCCUUUGAAUGAGUAUCUGUCCCUUCACGGUGGCUCUCGUGACUUGUCAGAGGCUGUCAUCUUGUGGGGCAGAUCCAAGUGCAGGGUGUGCCCCGCAAGCUCCCGAGACAAUCAGAUCGUCUAAGCUAUUAGGAAGAGUUGGAAAAAAAAUAAACACAAAAACAGGAGAACUAGCUAUAAAAUAUGAAUGGCCAUCUUGUUUAAUUUUGCAUGUGAUUUCUAGUGCAUCAGCGAGGCUUUAGUGACGCCGCCACCCAACACUUUGCCUUUGUUAUUCAGGGAAUGCCUUGGUGGCUUCUGUGCUGGUUUUACUAUUGCAACUGUGGCUUGGGUUUGUGUCUGCUGUCGCCAACCACCUGGUCUUCUAAUGACUCCUCCCAGUAAGCUUAGAGUUGGUGAAGCAUUAGUUUCUCAGUUCAAGACCCUGCUAGAACCUGAAAGUAGUGGCUGAUGGCUAUCUGUGAAUUUAUUAUUAUUUUUUUUUUACUUGAAGUAGACUGUGUAAUGCAGGAAUCCUCAUCUGUGUUCGUUUGAACCUCGCUCGCUGCCGUGCGCACUACACCUCGUGACUCGGAAACUGUUGAAGAUCUGCCCGGUCCGGGUUCCUGAAGACUGCUGUUCUCCCUAACACUGGUUACUACAGCAGCGUUUCUAAAGCGUGAGAAAGAGCCCCAGAGGCCAAAGAUCUUUAUUGUCACCCGUUGUUCCAGCCUUUCUGUAAAAUGAAAGCAGGCUUUACUGUAAUGCUGUUUUCUCUCCAGAAUGUGAUGGUACCCAAACGAACGAACGGUGUUAAAUGAAGGGCAGAGUUGCAGGGGAGCAUUUUAAAUCUAGAAGUUAAAAGCUAUAUUUAUAAUGUUGAUGAGUUUAAGUUUUAUUUUUAUAGGGAAGAUUUUUUUCUCCCCUGAAGUUGUGUCUGGAAUGGCAAAAUUGUUUCUAUUAUUAAAAAUUGAAGUUGUUAGUUGA
Myodes glareolus (Bank vole) is the source of this 3314-nucleotide messenger RNA. The record is from RefSeq and is a predicted model, not a curated record. Lineage: Eukaryota; Metazoa; Chordata; Mammalia; Rodentia; Cricetidae.